UGGGCUCCUCGGGGCAGUCGUUGCCUCAUCGCCGGGUCCAGGAGGCACGGGGCUGCUCGCACAGCUGGGAGCCUUUGAGAGGCUAAAGCAGCAUGGAGAGCGGACAGAGAGUGCCCCGAAAAGGCCGGAAGCUGGGCUCCAGCCGCUGGCGGCAGACUCCAGAGCUGGCUGAUGGCCAGGAUGCCCCCGUGACCCCAGAGCCGGAGUCCUGGUCCUCCCAGGCAGCUGCAGAGCUGCAGAGGUUCUUCCAGGACUGUGGCGCCAAGGAGAGGGGCUUUGUCACCCGCGAGGACCUGGCGGUAGCCAAGUUCAGCUUCCUGGGCGGCGAGGAGGAGCCGGGGAUGAUCUUCGACUGGGUGGACGUGGAGCGGAAGGGACGCCUCUCCCUCGAAGAAUUCAGCUCUGGGCUCAAGAACAUCUUUGGCUCCAGCCCGAGAACCCACAGGCUCCGCAGAAGGAGGCCACCGCCCUCCAAGCAAGGAUCCUUGGCCACCAGCCUCCCAGGGCUGGAGGAGGCCAACGCAGAGGAGAAAGAGGCGUUCUUCGCCUUCAUGAAGCAGCUGGAGGCCGGCCACUUACUUCCCGAGCAGGCGGAGAUCUGGCAGCUGUGGGGGAAGCUGCGGCAGGAGGAGCCCCAGCUGGCGGGCAACCUGGAGGCCUUUCUGGCCAAGAUGACCAGCCGCCUGCAGGAGGCCCGGGCCGACAAGGAGGCUCUGGAGCUGAGCCUGAGGAAGCGGGACUCUGAGCACCACCGCGAGGUCCAGCAGCUCUACGAGGAGAUGGAGCAGCAGAUCCGCCGGGAGAAGCAGCAGCUGCAGGCUGAGAGCAACUCCCGGGACCUGGCCCUCAGCUCCCAGAUGCAGGAGCUCCUGGAGGCCAAGGAGCAUGAGGUACAGCAGCUGACUGAGGGCCAGAGGGAGCUGGAGGCCCAGCUCCACCGCCUCAGUGGCUCACACCAGGAGGCCAGCGCCGAGAACCAGCAGCUUCGGGAGGCCGAGCGUGACCUGGCUGGGCAGCUGGAGGAGGUGCGGGGGCAGCUGCAGGUGACCAGAGGGCACCUGAACGCCGCCAGGAGCCGCGUAUCCUGGCAGAUGGAGGAGGAAGCGAGUGUCCCCGGAGCAGGUGAAGAGAAGGCUCCAGACCCUCAGGCAGUCUCCUCUGAGGAGGCUCCCCUGCCAGAACUGUUUGGGGACAAUGAUGACUGGGACCUUCUCCUGAGCAACUUCAGUAGCCCCCAGCAGAAAUUUCUGCAGCUCUCCUGGAGCCCGCCCCAGACCCCAAGGUCCCCUUCAGACCCCCCGACACCCCGAGUGAUCAGGCAGAUCUCCAUCUCAGAACCACAUGCUGGGCUGUUUGAACAGAACCCAUCUUCAGAUCCGGAUGGGGCUCCAAGGAGCCCCCCUGGGGUGCCUUCCAGGGCCGAGGAAGGCAAAGACGUGGACCCGGAUGGGCAGGACAUCCGUUCAGAGCGGCCUGUCGAGCCUCACAGCCUGGAACCUAAGGAGGAAGCAGCACCCGGCCCCGAGGACCACUUCUCCUGGGGUCUGCCGGAGACCCCAACUGGGGAGUCCGGGGCCGUGGGGGCAGCCGCACUCAAAGUGCUCGUUCCUUUGGAGGAUGGACCCCCUCCCCAUGUGAACUCUCCCCCUGCCCAGGCUCCAGCUGGGCCCAGCGAACAGUUCCAGGCCUCAAACCCAGAUGACGAAGGCCCCGGGCCUGGGCCUGUCCCAGCCACGCCGCCCAGGCAGAGAGAGGCCCUCUGUCAGGACCCGUACACUGCUGGCCCUGAGCCAGGCGGGGGGUCCCUGCGAGCCGGACCCCUCACACCGGGGCUGGCUGAGCCCUCCCAGGGUCUGGAGCCUGUGGGCCAGGCUCCCACAGAGGAACUGGAGCAGGGCAAGCCGGGCCACGUGCAGGAGGGCUGUCUUGGGGGGCUCAGAGAAGCUCACGGCCAGGCCCUCGGGCCAGACGGGCUGCCUGCCCUCCCUCGCCAGAGUCUGGAAGAGGAGUCCGGGGCUGAGGAAAGGAAAGAAGCAGACCAAGGAGGGCAGGAUGGCAGUUCAGAGCAGCCAGUUGAGGCUCACAGCCUGAAAACUGGGCGUUCAGAACUCCCCCAGCAAGGUUCUCCGCCUGGUCCUCUCCGGUAUGACACACCACAGGCUCAGGCUCCUGGAAAACCGUCACCCCCAGGGGGCUCUCCCUCCAUGGGGGUUCAGCCUGGGGAUGCAGCAGGGCCCCGGGAGCCCACACACACCCUCCCCACCACGGCUGAGCUGGAAGCCCCACCCACAGUUGCUCAUGCAGAAGUAGAACAAGGCCCCUCUCCAUCCAGGGAGCCGAGGGCAGAGCACAGGCCUGAAGACCCAGGAACGGACUCCGGGGAGGCUGGGCUGCCCCCAGCCCCAGGGGACCACACGGCCAGUGAGCCUUCAGCCAACCCUGACUACGUCUUCCACGUCAUCUUCCUGGGAGACUCGAACGUGGGCAAAACCUCCUUCCUGUACCUACUGCACCAAAACUCCUUCGCCACUGGGCUGACGGCCACCGUGGGAGUGGAUUUUCGGGUCAAAACCCUGCUGGUGGACAACGAGUGCUUUGCACUGCAGCUCUGGGACACGGCUGGCCAGGAGAGGUACCACAGCAUGACGCGGCAGCUGCUCCGCAAGGCCGACGGAGUGGUGCUCAUGUACGACGUGACCUCCCAGGAGAGCUUUGCCCACGUGCGCUACUGGCUGGACUGUCUCCAGGAGGCGGGGCCGGACGACGUGGUCAUCCUUCUCCUGGGAAACAAGACGGACUGCGAGGAGGAGCGGCAGGUGCCCACGGAGGCUGGGCAGCAACUGGCCCAGGAGCUGGGGGUCUCCUUCGGAGAGUGCAGUGCUGCCUGGGGUCACAACAUCCUGGAGCCCAUGGUGACCCUGGCCCGGUCACUCAAGAUGCAGGAAGAGCGCCUGAAGAGCUCGCUGGUGGAGGUGGCCCCGGAGAGGCCACGGAAGAGAGCCGUCUGCUGCUUCUGACCCCCUGGCCCGGCCGGGUAGGACGGCCAGCCCCCGGGCUUCCUGCUCCUCAGCGCCUGUCCCACUGCC
Ceratotherium simum simum (southern white rhinoceros) is the source of this 3086-nucleotide messenger RNA. RefSeq names its product RAB44, member RAS oncogene family (gene RAB44). Gene Ontology annotation, molecular function: GTPase activity; GTP binding. The record is from RefSeq and is a predicted model, not a curated record. Lineage: Eukaryota; Metazoa; Chordata; Mammalia; Perissodactyla; Rhinocerotidae.